This is a messenger RNA of Ipomoea triloba (trilobed morning glory), 6609 nucleotides long. RefSeq names its product probable leucine-rich repeat receptor-like protein kinase At1g35710. The record is from RefSeq and is a predicted model, not a curated record. The coding region runs from base 39 to 3899 and encodes 1286 amino acids. Gene Ontology annotation, molecular function: protein kinase activity; protein binding; ATP binding. Lineage: Eukaryota; Viridiplantae; Streptophyta; Magnoliopsida; Solanales; Convolvulaceae. Gene Ontology annotation, biological process: protein phosphorylation. The transcript is spliced from 11 exons.
CUAUUUGCACCAUUUGUACUUUGUGUCAUCAAUCCUUUAUGGCAAAUCCCGAAAAUAUAACACUUCUCUUGCUUAUUAUAUACCUUUUUGCCUUUCAUCCAAUUUCAGCUUCCCAUUUCAACACUACAAACACCCAUUCAUUAUUGCUUCCAAAGAAUUUGCGAGAAGCAAAUGAAUUGGAAGUGGCUUCUUUGUUGACAUGGAAGUCCAGCCUUGACCUCACAAGUCAAAAACUAUUGUCAUCAUGGGUUGUUGGUGGCAGCCACUGCAAUUGGACUGGAAUUAACUGCAACGUUGAUGGAAGCAUUACAUCCUUGAACCUUACUGGCUAUGGUUUACGAGGUACGCUCAGGGGCCUAAACUUUUCAUCCAUGUCCUCUUUAGAAAUUAUUGAUUUGUCUGUCAACGCUUUCCAUGGUAACAUUUCUUUUAUUGAAGAAAUGUCCAAUUUGCAAAAUUUAACGACCUUGGAUCUCGGCAGUAAUCAAUUAUUCGGUCAUAUCCCUCAAGAAAUUGGAUUGUUAGUAUCAAUUGUGGAGUUGGGAUUGUAUGAUAACUCUCUUAUUGGUCCAAUUCCUACUUCAAUUGGGAACUUGAAAAACUUAAAAUGGUUGUAUCUUGGCGUCAACAAUCUUUCAAGUAAGAUCCCUCCAGAAAUAGGGACCUUGUCAAUGUUGGUACAUUUAUCUCUAGCUGAAAAUCGACUCUAUGGGUCCAUUCCUAGGGAGUUAGGAAAAUUGACAUCUCUUCAAAGGUUAUGGUUGUAUUCAAAUAAUCUUAAUGGCCAAAUUCCUAUCUCACUUGGGAACUUGCAAAAUUUAAAAAUCUUGUCCCUUUACACCAACAAUCUAUCAGGUCAUAUCCCUCAAGAACUUGGAUUGUUAAAAUCUCUUGUAGUGUGUUCUCUUUCAUCAAACACUCUCACGGGCCAAAUUCCUCCGGAAAUAGGGAACUUGUCAAUGUUGGUAAAUUUAUCUCUAUGGGGAAAUCAACUCUAUGGAUCCAUUCCUAAGGAGUUAGGAAAAUUGGCAUCUCUUCAAGGGUUAUUUUUGUAUUCAAAUAACCUUAAUGGUCAAAUUCCUAUCUCACUUGGGAACUUGCAAAAUUUAAAAUUCUUGUCUCUUUACACCAACAAUCUAUCGGGCCAUAUCCCUCAAGAACUUGGAUUGUUAAAAUCUCUUGUAGUGUGUUCUCUUUCAUCAAAUGCUCUCAUGGGCCACAUCCCUCCAGAAAUAGGGAACUUGUCAAUGUUGGUAAAUUUAUCAUUAUGGGGAAAUCAACUAUAUGGAUCCAUUCCUAAGGAGUUAGGAAAAUUGACAUCUCUUCAAGGGUUAUUUUUGAGUUCAAAUAGCCUUAAUGGUCAAAUUCCUAUCUCACUUGGGAACUUGCAAAAUUUAAAAUUCUUGUUUCUCUACACCAACAAUCUAUCAGGCCAUAUCUCAGGCCAUAUCUCACAAGAACUUGGAUUGUUAAAAUCUCUUGUUGUGUGUGAUCUAUCAUCAAAUGCUCUCAUGGGUCAAAUUCCACUGGAAAUUGGGUCAUUAAUUUCACUUACCGAGAUAAAUUUCCGGUCAGACAAACUCAUUGGUCAAAUUCCGACCUCAAUUGGAAACUUGAGGAAUUUGACAAUCAUUUAUCUUGACCAAAAUCAAAUUUUUGGCAAUAUCCCUUUAGAAAUGGGAAACUUGUCAAAGUUGACAAACUUAGGUUUAUCUGAAAAUAAACUCUAUGGAUCCAUCCCUGAGGAGUUUGGAAAAUUGAAAUCUCUUCAAAAAUUAUGGUUGUAUUCAAAUAAUCUCAAUGGCCAAAUUCCACGCAGUUUUGAUAAUUUCACUCAUUUAAUCACAUUUCAAGUUUUCGAUAAUCAUCUCACUGGUUCUUUGCCAGAGAAUUUGUGUCUUGGCCAGUCACUUGAAAAUGUAUCUGUUGCAUACAACGAAUUUAGUGGAAAGAUUCCUAAAAGCCUGAAGUAUUGUACAACCCUUUACAGGCUCAGGCUAGAAAGUAAUGAGCUUUACGGAGACAUAUCAAAAGAUUUUGGGAUAUAUCCGAACCUAGAUUAUAUAGAUUUGAGUUACAAUAACUUUUACGGUCGAUUGUCAUCAAAAUGGGCUCUUUGUCCAAAUCUUACUGCAUUGAAGAUAGCUGGCAAUAAAAUUCUUGGAAAUAUCCCACUUGAUCUCGGCAAUGCACCUCUACUGCAGUAUCUUGAUCUCUCGUCAAAUCAAUUGGUUGGAAAGAUUCCCACAAGUUUGGGAAAGUUGAGCAAGUUAUAUGUGCUGAAGUUAGAUAAUAACAAACUUACUGGCAACAUACCACUAGAACUUGGACAACUAUCUUUGCUUUCAGAGCUAAACUUAGCUUCUAAUAAGUUUGUUGACUCAAUUCCCCCACAAAUUGGAAGAUGUCAACGCCUAAUUACACUGAAUUUGAGCAUAAAUAUGCUUGUGGGCAAGAUUCCUCUUGAUAUACUAAGCUUGAAAUCCCUUGAAAAUCUUGAUCUCAAUCACAACAUGCUCUCUACUCAGAUACCACCACAAGUUGGAGGAUUAACAAACUUACAGACAUUGGACUUAUCACACAAUAAUCUGUCAGGCUCCAUCCCAUCAAGCAUUGUUCAAUGUGUAGCUUUAGUUUCUGUUGAUAUAUCUUACAAUCGGUUGGAAGGUCCUAUUCCUAACACCAAAGCAUUUUUACAAGCUCCAUAUUCUGCCUUGAGUAAUAAUAUAGGUUUAUGUGGCAAUCAUUCUGGCUUAAUGCCUUGCUCCCUGCAAAGUCAAAGUGAUGAUGGCUUAAAUAUAAAUUUGGUGGUGAUCAUGUCAAUAGUCUUGGGAAGUCUGUUUCUAUUUACCAUGGUUAUUAUCAUUUUUGUUAUUUUUCAACGAAAGAUGAGAAAUACAAGGGAGGAGCAAAGAGAUUUUACUAAUAAAGAUUUGUUCACAAUAUGGAGCUUUGAUGGAAAGAUGACAUAUGAAAGCAUAAUUGAAGCAACAGGGAACUUCGACUCUAGUUAUUGCAUUGGUGUAGGAGGGCAUGGGAGUGUGUUUAGGGCUGAGCUUCCUUGUGGUCAGAUAGUUGCCGUGAAGAAGUUUCAUACAUUAGGCGUGCAAGAUGAUGAAAGCUGGCAUGAUCUCAGAAGUUUUUCAAAUGAGAUAAGCACAUUAACAAAUUUGAGGCAUCGAAAUAUUGUGAAGCUCUAUGGCUUUUGUGCUCACAAUAGACAUUCAUUCUUGAUUUAUGAGUAUUUACAAGGGGGGAGUCUAGCACAAAUUUUGAGUGAUGAUGAGAAAGCACUGCAGGUGGGAUGGUUGGAAAGGAUAAAUGUGGUCAAAGCUGUGGCUAAAGCUUUAUCGUACAUGCACCAUGAUUGUUUACCUCCUAUCAUUCAUCGGGACAUAUCAAGCAACAAUAUUCUGUUCGAUUCUGAGCAUGAAGCUCAUGUAUCCGAUUUCGGGGCAGCAAGAUUUUUGAGCUUUGAUUCAUCAAAUUGGACUUCAAUUGCUGGAACCAUGGGAUAUACAGCUCCAGAGUUUGCUUACACUGCAGAGGUAAACUGCAAAUGUGAUGUGUAUAGCUUUGGUGUGGUAACACUUGAAGUGAUUAUGGGGAAACAUCCUGGAGACCUCAUUACAUGCCUUUCUUCAUCCUCAUUUUCAGCAAUUGAUGGCAUGCUUUUUAAGGAUCUGUUAGAUCCUCGACUACCUACUCCAAAAAGAAAUGUCACACAACAACUCGUGUUGGUAGCAAAGAUAGCAGUAUCUUGUAUGAAUUCCAAUCCACAAUAUCGGCCAACUAUGCAACAAGUUUCUAUGUUGCUAUCCAAGGAAAGGGAUUUUCCCAAUUUCUCCCCUGAUAUCACCUUAAGCCAGUUGUUUGAUCUUGAAUUUCCAAAUCCAUAAUUUUUACACUAUUCAAGUUCGAAACAGUGUAUGUGGUUUUAACAUGAGGAUGCAUAAGGAAGUAGGAAAUCUUGGAACCAGUACGUAGAUCGAUCAGAAACAAAUGGUAGCAAAUCCAUAUAUGGAGGCUCAUGUUUCAACCUGAUGGAUUACCCACAUAGUUAUUGCAUUGGUGUAGGAGGGCAUGGAAGCGUGUUUAGGGCUUGAGUUACCUAGUGGUCAGAUUGUUGCCAUAAAGAAGUUUCAUAUGUAAGGCCUGGAAGAUGAUGAAAUUAGCUGGCAUGAUCUUAGAAGUUUUUCAAAUGAGAUAAGCACAUUAACAAAUUUGAGGCAUCGGAAUAUUGUGAAGUUCUACGGCUUUUGUGCACAUAAUAGACAUUCAUUCUUGAUUUAUGAGUAUUUACAAGGGGGGAGUCUAGCACAAAGUUUGAGUGAUGAUGAGAAAGCACUGGAGUUGGGAUGGUUGGAAAGGAUAAACGUUGUUAAAGCUGUGGCUAAAGCUUUAUCAUACAUGCACCAUGAUUGUUUACCUCCUAUUAUUCAUCGGACAUAUCAAGCAACAAUAUUUUGUUUGAUUCUGAGCAUGAAGCUCAUGUGUCUAAUUUCGGGACAGCGAGAUUUUUGAGUCCUGAUUCGUCAAAUUGGACUGCAUUUGCUGGAACAAUGGGAUACAUAGCUCCAGAGUUUGCUUACACUGCAGAGGUAAACUGCAAAUGUGAUGUGUAUAGCUUUGGUGUGGUAACACUAGAAGUGCUUAUGGGGAAACAUCCUGGUGACCUUGUUACAUACAUUUCUUCAUCCUCACUCUCAGCAACUGCUGGAAUGCUUCUGAUGGAUUUGUUGGACCCUCGACUCUCAACUCCAAAAAGACACGAUGCACAACAACUUGUGUUGCUUGCAAAGAUAGGAGUCUCUUGUAUGAAUUCCAAUCCUCAAUGUCGGCCAACUAUGCAACAAGUUUCUGUGAUGCUAUCCAAAGAAAGGGAUUUCCCUAAUUUUUCCCCUGAGAUCACUUUAUGCCAGUUGUUUGGUCUUGAAUUUCGGAAUCCAUAAAUUUUUACACUAUUCAAGGGUUGAGUGCUCAAACAUGGGCUGAUAUGGCACAAGAAAUCGUGAAAAUAUUCUUCUAUAUUGGGUUUAGGGUUGAGUGCUCAGAUGGUGAUGUUAACUAUAGUCCUUAUGGUAGUGGCAAGUGGUCAGUAAGUAUUCUUCUAAUGGAUUGUUAGUAGAACUGAUUAUUUCUAUUUGGUGGAAAGCAAAAACUACUAUGUUUGAGAUCAGGAUUUGGAUUGAAGUCUUCAUUUCUACUCUUCUUAAUUUACCUACACACACAUCCAUGCACAUGCAUUUAAAGAUUCCUGUCCUUCUAUCUUAACUUGUUAAUUGGCUUGUAUUGAAGUUAUAAGAUGGGUUUGUGUUCUUCCAGAUAAAGCUUUUCUUUACUUGACAGCGGUUCUGACUAAACGGAGGACAAGAAUGAAUGUUAGUUGGUGCACCACGAUAUGGCUUGAGCUUGAACAUUUUAUAUAUUUAGUAUUCGUGAUAAGCAUGGGGCACAAGUCCUUGACUAGCAUCUGUUUAAGUUAUAUAUGGGGCUUAAUUAAGUGCUUGACAAAAGUCUUGAAUACGUGUAUGCAUAUCACUGCUUCGUCUAUUAUGACAAAAGUCUUGAACACGUUUAUAUUUAUAGUGUCGAUGGACCCUAGCUAGUGGAAGUGAUGUGACCCAGCUUGCACUACAUACCCAGCUGAGUGGUGAGAAUGAUGUAGCUGGCUUUGAUGAUGGGGAUAAUGGCUCCAGGAAAAGAAGGUCUAGUUCAAAGAAGGCAAUUUUGGGCUAGUAGCCCCAUUCUGCUUACACUGGGGCGUGAGCUGACCUCUGUAGGCUUUUUGUACAAGGAAGACAAUAAAGGUCUCGUCAUCUUCAACCAGAAAUUGCUUGUUUGAAUUAAUUUUUCAGAUGUCAAUAAGAAGUACAAAAUUUCUGACGCUAUCACCUUUCAAUGGAAACUGGAAACAUAGCUAAUGUGUUAGAUGUUCAUUAUCAUCAAGGAAUUUAGUAAGGUCAAAUUCCCGAGACUGCACCAACCAUUCCUGGAAUAUUUCCGAACAUGUUGACUUUGGCACCUGGACAGCUGGGGAGCUCUCCCUGUUAUGCCAGUUUCUCUCUCUCUCUCUCUCAAUCUUUGUGUUUUUGGGUUACAACUACAAAUUGGAGUAUUCUGCAAUUUUUUAAGUCCACGGCCUGAUGGUGAACCUACACCUAGAGUACGUUGGAAAGAUAUUGAAGGUUCUACUAAUUAAGCUCAGCAAAAAUUGAAUGGAAGAAAAUUUGGUGGAAAUGAAGUGGUUCCAGUGUUCUCUCAGGGGGAGUAUGAUGGCUAGUAUUAUCAACUUCGCCUACUACACACUUUCUCUUUCAGCUGCCUCCUACGAGGGCUCAUAUAUAGUUGGAUUAUUAAGUUUGUUUGGCAUGUUGAGUAGAAGUGCAGAAGAAUCUAAUCUUGUUUGAAAGUGUUAGAUUGUUGUAAUGUUGGAUUUUUCUGUGUAAAAUUGUAGGCAUGCCAACUUCUUAAUUACCUAGUACGUAAUAAUUAGAAUAUUUGUUGUGGAUUAGAAAUUGGUGAUGAUGGCUUGUGUGCUAAAUAAGUCAUAACAACUGACCCUUUUGGCCAAGAUGAAAUGAAAUAUUGUUGGUAUUUGGUAGUUUA